UCCCAACCACUCCCUCCCUGGUGGAAGUAAUAGUCGACCAAAAUCUUUGCACGAAAACUAAUUUUAUGAUGAUUUUACGGCCGAACUAAAGCAACUAUCGAUCGACCAAGCUGUCUAAGCCGUUAUACACGGCUUCUGUAACAAUAUGAGUGAAUUAUUAGUGUGUUUUCCUUGCUGUUUAACUUCACGACCUCAACCAAGACCUGCUAGACCGAGAAUAGAUAGAAGUAUGAUAGGUUUACCUACAAAUUUUAGGCACACAGGACAUAUAGGGUCUGGCGAUAUGGCUUCAGGCACUGAUCUAAAUCAAGUACAGUCACAAAUGCAGUCCAAAGGGGGCUACAACUACCAACAACAAAACGUUGCUGGAACUCCAGAUGGAAUUUUAGUUGGAAGUCCCUGAUAGAAUCGCAGGAACCUCAAGUUGAUGUACAGAUAAUAUGAAGAUGUUACACAUAUAAUUACAAAGUUUUGUCAUAUAGACAACAAAAUGUACUUUAAAACAAAAAUCAAAGUCAAUAACGUAUACUCAUCUAAAUCUCAUUUUAAAAGAACUUCCGAAUAAUUUACACAUCUAACACUAGUGAACAAGUCGUAGUAGUUCCAUUACAAUUACAGAUUCUACAAGUGCAUCAACGUCUCUGCUUUGCAGCUAGUUUUUGGGCUGGGAUUCUUGUGGUUUUCCCAUGACCCAAAAAGUGACUGUAAUGCAGUUUUAAUGCCCUAGYUCUUGGGAUUAAACUUGUGCAACUCAAAAAAUAAGUUGCCUCAAGAAUAGGGGAGAGGUUUAAUAAUCAUUGACAAGUUUAAGGCUGUGAGAGACUGGUUAUGAAUCCCUUAAUGAUAGGCAGGAUGAUAAAAGAUAGACAGCAUUGUGAUAUGCAAAAUCCUAAUGUUUGCUGUUAGUUAGAUUUGUCAACAUUUUAAUUGAAUGGAUAGUGGAAGAUGUACACAUGAUGUGAUUGACACCAAAUUUGGGAUUUUGCAUGCCACAUUUAUCGUUUUCACUAAGCGCAUCUAAGGUUGUCCUCAUGAGAUUCCUAGCCAGUCUCCCAUGACCUAAGACUUGGUAAUGAUGUAAGCAUCGACAUGCUCUACAUCUGAUUUCCAAAAAAAAUCAACUCUUUCUGAAAUGARUGCAACAUAAUGAUAGUAAAAAGCAUCCAGAAUUGCAGGCAUGAAACAAUCAAAUCACAAUUACAAUAAUUUGCAAUUCUUUAGCUUUGUCCAGAAAYAGUACAGUCUGUGAACACGUGAAACACACGCAAAAAGGAUUUAAUUGAAUGCUUUAUCCRUUCUACUUGCAUCGUAGACAAUUUUUGUCUUUAUCAAUUUGCUCAUUUAAUUUCACGGGGAUAUGGAAUGUGCUUUAUCUAAACAGGAUAGACACUGUUCUGGAAAACACAAAUUCAGAAAGACAUGAAAAGGUAUCCAUGGAAAGAUAGGCACUGCUAAAUGGUGUUGAUCAUAAGGCAUUCUCAUACCCAAACCUCUUUGCUCGCCAUCAGAGAUCAGAGCCUCGGGGAAACCCUGGAAAACUGGGUGUGCAGUUGCCAGCAUUCAUUGUUUUAUUAGAGCUUUUUUAUUUUUUCAAUUUGAAUUAGCCAAUCAUAUGGCUUGGAAUGACAAGGUUUCCAGAGCCUAGGGAACAUAGAGGGGUUUGGCUAUGAGAAUGAAGAUAUGCUAGACUCAGACUUCUCUUCCUCACUUAGCAGUYCCUAGGUUUCCAUUGAAUAGGAUAGUGACUCUGUGAUACAGGCUUACCAAGGUUGKUCUUGGUUGACUGAUAGUCAUGAAUCGUUUUGUACAGAUAGUCUAGCAGACCUAGCUGUGUUAGGGUGCUUGACAGGAUAGUUUUGUAUUGAUGUACAUUCACUAUGAAAAGCAGUCAUUUUAGUGAUUAAUUUAUAAAUUAAUAAAUAUGAAAAUCUGAA
Molecule: messenger RNA, 1934 nt
Organism: Exaiptasia diaphana
Lineage: Eukaryota; Metazoa; Cnidaria; Anthozoa; Actiniaria; Aiptasiidae
Product: CDC42 small effector protein 2
Exons: 5
Coding region: 146-403 (85 amino acids)
Biological process (GO): regulation of Rho protein signal transduction
Cellular component (GO): plasma membrane
Molecular function (GO): small GTPase binding
Source: RefSeq, a predicted model, not a curated record